AUGUGGUUCGAACGAUUCUCUUUCAGGAGAAGGAAAAUCAGCUCGAAAGAAAGAAAAUGGGAAGAAUCCUUCUCAAAUCCGGAUCAGACAGUCAUCAUGUGGCCGGAGCAAGCAGCGGAACAUAUAGAUAUUCUGACCACCCUUUACAAAUCUCAACAUGACGACCAGUACGAUGAUAAGGAGUGGACUAUUGUUGUGGAGGAGGUGACUCCUAAGGGAAGACGGAGACCUAUAGCUGCUGUUCCGCUCAAUAUUCGCCUUUUCAUCAUGGAUUUUCCUGAUCAGAAGUCUGAGCUCAAGCUGAAACUUCGACCACUGGUAUCUCAAUUGAAGCAGUGCAAUCUGGUGCUGCUACUCUCAAGUCAACUGCUCAAGGAAGGAUUCAAGGAUGAUGUCAGUCUUGCCUCCACCGUUUCCCAAAAUGGCCGCGAUUCCAGGGAACAAAGUGUGUGUGAUGUACUGAAUGCCUCUGAAGAACAAGUCGAUCAUGUCUAUAUAAUAGAACUCAGCAAUGUUGUGGCUCAGUUCGUCUCUGUGUCUCUUAUUUCACCGUUUUCUCCAAGAAGAGAAUUGCUGUGUUUAUGUGUGUUGGCGGAUUGA
Cooperia oncophora is the source of this 600-nucleotide messenger RNA. NCBI's taxonomy places the organism in Eukaryota, Metazoa, Nematoda, Chromadorea, Rhabditida, Trichostrongylidae. The record is from the annotation of a GenBank genome assembly.